This is a messenger RNA of Lolium perenne, 3014 nucleotides long. RefSeq lists its product as uncharacterized. The record is from RefSeq and is a predicted model, not a curated record. NCBI's taxonomy places the organism in Eukaryota, Viridiplantae, Streptophyta, Magnoliopsida, Poales, Poaceae.
GAUCUUGGUGUUCUUUGUGAAUUCAUUUGUUCUUCCUCUCUUAUUCCCCCAAUAGCUUUUGUAGCUUUGUUGGAAUUUGAGAGAGAAGGACUUGAGCAUCUUUGUGGUGUUCUUGCCAUUGCAUUUGGUGCAUCGGUUUGAGUUCUCCACGGUGAUUCGUGGAGGUGAAAGCAAGAAGGUUGUUACUCUUGGGUUCUUGGAACCCUAGACGGAUUCUAGGCCUUUGUGGCAUCUUAGUGGUGUUCUUGGGGACUCCAAUUAAGUUGUGGAGAAUCUUCAAGGGCAAGGCCUUUGUGGCAUCUUAGUGGUGUUCUUGGGGACUCCAAUUAAGUUGUGGAGAAUCUUCAAGGGCAAGGCCUUUGUGGCAUCUUAGUGGUGUUCUUGGGGACUCCAAUUAAGUUGUGGAGAAUCUUCAAGGGCAAGGCCUUUGUGGCAAUUUAUUGGGAGCCUCCAAUUAAGUUGUGGAGAUAGCCCCAAGCUUUGUGCGGGUUCGGUGACCUUCCUAAGGUCCCAUAGUGGAUCGAGGACAUCCCUUUUGGUGGGAAUUCUCGAGGAGAAUACGGUGGCCCUCGUGCAUUUGGAGUGACUUGUCCUCCACACCGCUCCAACGGAGAGUAACACUCGCAAGAGUGUGAACUUCGGGCUACAUCGUUGUCUCCGCGUCACUUCGGACUGGACAUCAAUGCUACACAACGAGGGGCUUGCUAAACCAAUAGGUAUCAAGGUCAAGUAGAAGGCUGUCAGGAAGAUCAAGAAGACCCGUUGGUGGUUUCGAGAAAGCAAUGAAAAAGGAAGAAAAAAAGCACAUAUGCUACAGCACCACAACAUCCUCAAAGCACCUCAGCGGCUCCAGGCCAAGCUACCAGCUCUCACCGUCACCGCCCUGCGUACGAGCGCUCCCCACAGUCGAAACCUAGAGAUACGCAUCUGCACGAACCGCAUUUGCACGAGGCAGAGUGGGCGGGAGGUGCUCGCAACGCUGGGGGACCUCGCGCCGCCCCCGCCGCACGUCGAAGUGGCCUCCUGCGGGUGCCUUGGCCACUGCGGCGCGGGUCCCAACGUUGCCGCCUCCGUUCCCGUCCGCGGCACAGCCGCGCGCACCGCGCGGAUCUUGGAGCACCUCCUUGGCGCGGCCGAGUUCGACGCGGGCUCGGGGAUUGCCGCGCUCGUGGUGCGGGAGAAGGCGGAGGCCGCCCUAGUGGAGGGGAACGCCGCCGAGGCUGAAGCCCUCUCCACCGAGAAUAUUGGACUGGAUGCUCCAGGUCAGGUGGAUUGCAUCUGGUGCACGGGAGCAGAUCUGAUUGAAGCAACCGCAGGGUCCCAUAUGGGCUUACGAUUUGGGGCGUAUGAAUAUCGUGGUGUUCCUGCUAAGAUAGUGUUCAACAUGGUCCUCGCGUCAACGCCACCAGUGAUGCGAUCAUGAACCACAGAGGGACACAUAUGCUCAGUUGCCAGAUCUCAUAGGUCUGCUGGAGCCUGAUGCUGCACGCGCCAUGAAGGGCCUAUACCAGGAGGAGGCGGGCGACAACUUGUCCGUUUUAUACGUGCGCCUAGCUGGACCAGGUUAUACAUGCUUAUUUGGUUGACCUUCUUCUCCCAGGAACUUUACUUUAAGAUUUGAAUUUUGUUUGCCAUGACAAGUUCGUCCAUUAAUGGAUUAGAUAUAUUUCGGUUGCUUGUUUCCAUUUGCAAAUAACGUCGGAAAUUAACACACAAUUCUCUCUACCAGACAUGGGAAUGUCGGUUUGUAACAUUUCAGCUCACAAAGCACUUCAGUAGUUCACUUACCUCCUUUCCUGCACUACUCACCUCAUGUCGUUUGACAGGCACAUGAACGUGCUACUAUUGUUAAUGGUUGGGGUGGAAUCAUUUUAUUUCAGAUUGAGAUGUGCCUCGUGUUCUUCACCUUAUUUUGUCAGGGGUUCAUAUGGCACAGGACAUAUGCACAUAAAUCAUAUAGGUGUAGAAAAUGGCGUUGUCUCAUCUUGGCAUGUACUCUCAUUCCCCAUGAAGCUAUGGUAAUUGGAACUUCCUGUUUCUUAUCAUAGCAAUGGUGCUACACUAAAGCAUAUUUUUUGACAAUAUGUGGGAUAUUUGCUGAAUAAGGUAGCGCCCAAUCAGAAUUGUUGGUUUCUCUCAUGUGACUAGUGCAUCUAGAACCUAACCUAUUGAAGAUGGUGACUGUACGGUUGCACGAAUGAGAAUUGUACCAACCGGAAUGCUAGCCCUAGGUAUUAUGUUUACAUGCUAAAUGGUUUUCUGUUUGUUGUUUAUGAUUUGUCCUUUUGAUCUAUAGCUCAUCUGUUUAAGGUACAAGCUUGCUAUUUAAGGCGAUCGACGAGUGUUUGAUAUGGUUUGAUCUGUUGAUAUUGAAAAAGGACUUAAUUGGAAACCAGCUGAUGUGCUCUUGAACGUGUUCUUGGUCAGCAAUGUUAUCAUUCGUCUUGAUAAUGUGAAGCUGGCCAGAAGGAGUUAUGUGGUUGAGGUUCCUCCCUCACACUUUUCCUUUCGCCGGGAGAACAUAGACUUCCAAGUUGUUCUAUUCAGGAGUGUCAGUUUAUUCAGACUUUCUAUCGGAGGGGUAUUUUUCGAGUGCUCCCCUAUCAUACCAUUAUGUGUCUGCUAUAGCAUUUGGUGCUUCCACGGUGGAUCAUGCUACCGGCAUUGGAAGCAUGGUUCUUGCAUCUCCUCGAGAGCAUGGUACUGGUUGCGUUUUCUUAUUGGUAUAUGUAGUUUCCAUCUUGGAUGUGUGGUUUCACGUGAAGUGUUCAGUGUCUUCGGUUCGCUUGUUUUAAUGUAGAGGCAGUCGCUCAUAUUGAUCCUGAAACUUCACACAUGGUUCCUUUCACGGGUGAGUUAGCACUCAGGAAGCCUGCAUCUCAAGAGCAUGUUGCUGAGCCAGCAGAAGGAUUCAUGCCUGCUAAGGAUAUGUUGGUGAGCUCCUUAAAAUUUGAUUCAAAAAUCACCAUGGUGAUAUUUGAUUCUGUGGAAGUGAAUAUCUCUGUUUUGUCAAA